GGCUUUGUCUCAGAACUACUUGACUGGUCCGUUGCCAGCCUUCAUUGGGAAUAUGACUGAGUUGCAAUCCUUGUAUGUUGGUGCAAAUGCAUUAUCAGGGACCAUUCCAAAGGAGCUUGGAAAGCUUCAAAACCUCAGCAUUUUGGGCAUAGGUAACAAUAACUUCCAUGGUUCACUCCCCUCUGAGCUUGGGAACUUGACCAAUCUUCAGACAUUGUACGUAGAUAGUUGUGGAGUAGGUGGUGAAUUCCCAUUGACCGUAUCAAGUCUCAAGAAGUUGCAGACUUUGUUGGCAUCAGACAAUAAUUUCACUGGCAAAAUACCGGACUUUAGCGAGACAAAGUUAACUCAGUUAUGGUUAGGCGACAUAUCAAAUGGAAGCUCAACUUUAGCAUUUAUUAGUAAUUUAACAUCCUUAGACACCUUAGUCUUGAGGAAUACCAGGAUAUCUGAUACUAUUCCACCAAACUUUUCCCGCUACACUAAUUUGCGGAUAUU
This is a messenger RNA of Elaeis guineensis (African oil palm), 498 nucleotides long. Lineage: Eukaryota; Viridiplantae; Streptophyta; Magnoliopsida; Arecales; Arecaceae. The record is from RefSeq and is a predicted model, not a curated record.